Molecule: messenger RNA, 4659 nt
Organism: Lytechinus pictus (painted urchin)
Lineage: Eukaryota; Metazoa; Echinodermata; Echinoidea; Temnopleuroida; Toxopneustidae
Product: fibronectin-like
Exons: 22
Coding region: 1-4659 (1552 amino acids)
Molecular function (GO): protein binding; calcium ion binding
Source: RefSeq, a predicted model, not a curated record
AUGGGUAUUGACACUUCAGUUACUGUGGGUGCUGUUACAUCAAACACCAUAGACAUCAGCUGGACACCUGUCCCUGGUACCAAUAUCUAUCAAAUCAUAUACACUAGACCAGACGGGCAACAGCAACUGGGGCAGGUUUUUCAUCCCACCACUGAUUUCACCCUUACUGGACUUACUCCUGCAUCUCAGUAUGACUUCACUGUAAGGGCAUUUAACACUGAUACUGGACAACAGACAGAUAUUGGCACUGCUACUGUAACUACAGGUUUGGAUACGACGGUAACAUUGGAUUCAGUUACAGAGAACACGGUUACACUUUCCUGGACGGCGAUAGAUGGUAGUACUUUUUACCAGGUUUUAUAUAGGCCUACUGGCUCUACUCAACCGGAAGAACAAAUAUUAGUUCCUAAUGGACCACAAAACAGCCAAACCACACUAACUGGACUCACACCAGCUACAAUGUAUGAUAUUCGAGUUGUGGCUUUCCCGGGAGGUGCACCAUUGGAAGUUGGAAGCAUCACGCCAACAACAGGUAUUCUGAAUGAGGUUAUGGUGGAUUCGGUGACACCAAACACGAUAGCUCUCAGCUGGACAAAUUUGCCAGACAACAUAAAUUAUGAGAUAACCUACACUGCACCAGAUGGAACACAACGAAUGGUUUCGUCUGGCACCAGCCCCAACAUCAUCCUUACUGGACUUACUCCUGACACUCAGUAUGACAUCUCAGUACGUUCAACAUCUAACCAAGGACAGCAAUCAGCCGUUGGUACCACUACCGCUACUACAGUUCCAACACAAGUUUCAAUAACUGAAACAACUCCAAAUUCAAUCAGCGCAGGUUGGACAGAGAUAACAAAUGCCUUGACAUACCGCAUAGACUUUGUCAGUGCUGAUGGCCUCCACACUGGAUCUAUCAAUUCACCUGUACCGCCGGCAGUUAUUGAUAGUCUGCAACCAGGUACAACGUACACAAUAACUGUUCUUGGUACUACAGUGGACGGACAGACCAUCCCAAUUGGUUCAGCUUCUGCUACAACAGGUAUUGGCACAUCAGUUAAUUUGGGCCCAGUUACAUCAAGCACAAUUGCCCUGGACUGGACCCCUAUCCCCAAUACCAAUACUUAUCAGGUAAUUUACACUGGACCAGAUGGGCAAGCGCUGCAAGAUUUUCCGACCACCCCUGACACCAUCCUUACUGGACUAAAUCCUGUAUCUCAGUAUGACAUCACAGUGAGGGCUAUUACUAACAGUGGACAACUGGUAGAUGUUGGCACUACAACUGCCACUACAGGUAUUGACACUUCAGUUACUGUGGGUGCUGUUACACCAAACACCGUAGACAUAAGCUGGACACCUGUCCCUGGUACCAAUAUCUAUCAGAUAAUAUACACUGGACCAGACGGGCAACAGCAACUGGGGCAGGUUCUUCAUCCCACCACUGAUUUCACCCUUACUGGACUUACUCCUGCAUCUCAAUAUGAUAUCACUGUAAGGGCAUUUAACACUGAUACUGGACAACAGACAGAUAUUGACACUGCUACUGCAACUACAGGUAUUCUGAAUGAGGUUAUGGUGGAUUCGGUGACACCAAACACGAUAGCUCUCAGCUGGACAAAUUUGCCAGACAACAUAAAUUAUGAGAUAACCUACACUGCACCAGAUGGAACACAACGAAUGGUUUCGUCUGGCACCAGCCCCAACAUCAUCCUUACUGGACUUACUCCUGACACUCAGUAUGACAUCUCAGUACGUUCAACAUCUAACCAAGGACAGCAAUCAGCCGUUGGUACCACUACCGCUACUACAGUUCCAACACAAGUUUCAAUAACUGAACCAACUCCAAAUUCAAUCAGCGCAGGUUGGACAGAGAUAACAAAUGCCUUGACAUACCGCAUAGACUUUGUCAGUGCUGAUGGCCUCCACACUGGAUCUAUCAAUUCACCUGUACCGCCGGCAGUUAUUGAUAGUCUGCAACCAGGUACAACGUACACAAUAACUGUUCUUGGUACUACAGUGGACGGACAGACCAUCCCAAUUGGUUCAGCUUCUGCUACAACAGGUAUUGGCACAUCAGUUAAUUUGGGCCCAGUUACAUCAAGCACAAUUGCCCUGGACUGGACCCCUAUCCCCAAUACCAAUACUUAUCAGGUAAUUUACACUGGACCAGAUGGGCAAGCGCUGCAAGAUUUUCCGACCACCCCUGACACCAUCCUUACUGGACUAAAUCCUGUAUCUCAGUAUGACAUCACAGUGAGGGCUAUUACUAACAGUGGACAACUGGUAGAUGUUGGCACUACAACUGCCACUACAGGUAUUGACACUUCAGUUACUGUGGGUGCUGUUACACCAAACACCGUAGACAUAAGCUGGACACCUGUCCCUGGUACCAAUAUCUAUCAGAUAAUAUACACUGGACCAGACGGGCAACAGCAACUGGGGCAGGUUCUUCAUCCCACCACUGAUUUCACCCUUACUGGACUUACUCCUGCAUCUCAAUAUGAUAUCACUGUAAGGGCAUUUAACACUGAUACUGGACAACAGACAGAUAUUGACACUGCUACUGCAACUACAGGUAUUCUGAAUGAGGUUAUGGUGGAUUCGGUGACACCAAACACGAUAGCUCUCAGCUGGACAAAUUUGCCAGACAACAUAAAUUAUGAGAUAACCUACACUGCACCAGAUGGAACACAACGAAUGGUUUCGUCUGGCACCAGCCCCAACAUCAUCCUUACUGGACUUACUCCUGACACUCAGUAUGACAUCUCAGUACGUUCAACAUCUAACCAAGGACAGCAAUCAGCCGUUGGUACCACUACCGCUACUACAGUUCCAACACAAGUUUCAAUAACUGAAACAACUCCAAAUUCAAUCAGCGCAGGUUGGACAGAGAUAACAAAUGCCUUGACAUACCGCAUAGACUUUGUCAGUGCUGAUGGCCUCCACACUGGAUCUAUCAAUUCACCUGUACCGCCGGCAGUUAUUGAUAGUCUGCAACCAGGUACAACGUACACAAUAACUGUUCUUGGUACUACAGUGGACGGACAGACCAUCCCAAUUGGUUCAGCUUCUGCUACAACAGGUAUUGGCACAUCAGUUAAUUUGGGCCCAGUUACAUCAAGCACAAUUGCCCUGGACUGGACCCCUAUCCCCAAUACCAAUACUUAUCAGGUAAUUUACACUGGACCAGAUGGGCAAGCGCUGCAAGAUUUUCCGACCACCCCUGACACCAUCCUUACUGGACUAAAUCCUGUAUCUCAGUAUGACAUCACAGUGAGGGCUAUUACUAACAGUGGACAACUGGUAGAUGUUGGCACUACAACUGCCACUACAGGUAUUGACACUUCAGUUACUGUGGGUGCUGUUACACCAAACACCGUAGACAUAAGCUGGACACCUGUCCCUGGUACCAAUAUCUAUCAGAUAAUAUACACUGGACCAGACGGGCAACAGCAACUGGGGCAGGUUCUUCAUCCCACCACUGAUUUCACCCUUACUGGACUUACUCCUGCAUCUCAAUAUGAUAUCACUGUAAGGGCAUUUAACACUGAUACUGGACAACAGACAGAUAUUGACACUGCUACUGCAACUACAGAUACACUGCUUAAUCUUGUCACCAGUGCUCAAAACAUCCAAACGACAAGCUUCGACAUCAUGUGGGAAGACAGACCCGAAUUCACCUAUACUAGCUACAUUGCAGCAGUCAGUGAAGUAGGGGGUACUUUUUCAGUACAACUUCCAGCCACUGCGAAUCGUGAUGGUAGAAAUAUAGUGGUUACUGCCAUGGGCCUUACACCCGGCACAGAAUACGAUGUUAACAUCCAAGGUGUGACCAGUACUGGAGUGCGUGAGGAUCAAGGCAAUUUAGAUGUUUUCACAAGACCAAAUCCACCUAUCAAUGGUCGCUUCACUGAGAUAAAUGGAGUGACGGUACUGCUUGAGUGGAAUCCACCUGCUGAUGGGAGAAUAGAUGGGUAUAUAGUGAUACAUGGUGCAGAAACCCAGGAUCCAACUACUUUGGCACAGGCUAUUAUCCCAGUUGGUCAGACGGCGUACGCCAUCUCAGGACUCAAUCCUAUCAUACCCUCUACCAUAGGACUGGUAUCAUAUCGGAAUUCAACUGAUACAUUUAGUGAUUUUGCCGAGCUACUUCAGCAACAAAAUUCUAACUUUGAAAUAAAUAGAGGUGAUAACCAAUGCGCAAGUAGACCAUGUAGGAAUGAUGGACAGUGUUUUGGUGUAUCAGGAGGCAGAUUCAGAUGUGAAUGCAUCAAUGGUUUCAGUGGUACUACCUGUGAAGUAAACACGGAUGAAUGUAGCAGCUUUCCUUGUCUAAAUGGAGGAACCUGCACUGAUCUUCAAAAUGGUUAUAUAUGUCGCUGCCUUGCAGGAAUAACUGGCACAAACUGUGAGAUAAGACCCCAGCCAUGUGCAAACAAUCCUUGUUUAAAUGGUGCGACCUGUGUGGAAGUAUUUACAACCUUUACAUGCUCUUGUCUUGCUGGCUUUACUGGCACGUUGUGUGAAACAAAAUUGGACGCAUGUAACCCACCACCUUGUCAGAAUGGAGGAACAUGUACCAAUCUUUUCCCAUCAUUCCAGUGUGUUUGCCCCGCUGGCUUCACUGGAACAAACUGUGAAACAAGUAAGAUAUUUCUUUAA